AUGUCUUCACCGCAAGUUAUAAAAAUCAAGCUGUUGCAGUUCUGUUUCAUUAAAAUACAUUUGAUAACAGAUAUAAAUAUGGACAGUUAUGCUGAACUCUGUGGAUUUAUGGACGCAAAAUUACCUGGAAAUUUAAUGCGAAAAAGAUCAUUUGUUUCAUGGAAAACUUGGCGACGACAUUGGUGCACUGUACGUAAAUUAGGACCUGGAUUAGGUGCUGAAGUUCAAUUGGAGCGUGGACUCACCAUUGAUGGUUUAAAUGCAUAUCGUAACACCAUUAAAAUUCCGUCUGACUCAAUAAUAUGCCGCACCGAAUCUCGAACAAAAUCAUAUGCAUUUGGUAUAUUUCCUGCCAAAGAAAGAAAACCAUUUCUUUAUUUAAGUGGAAUGUCUGAAUCAGAAACACAGAGAUGGAUGGCUAAUAUUAGAGAAUUAUUAAAACCUCGGCGAUGUCGUUUUUUAGAAGGUACAUUCAAUAUUUCAAUGGUUGAUAACACUCAUUCAAGGUCCGCUGGUUUAACAGGCUUACAUGGAGAUUUAGUUGCUAGUCGCAGUGGAAUUUUUGUAAAAGAUGUUCAUAAUGGCAAUAUUAUUGAACAUUUAGAGUGGACUGAAAUGAAUCAAUUUAAUUUAGCAACCAUUGGUCAUCCGGAUGAUGUGAAAAGAAUUUGUGUCAUUCAUACAACAAAAUCAUUUCGCGGUGGUAUUGGAGAACUUUAUAUAUUUUGUUUAAAUGCGAGUCAAUUAUUACAGAGUUUAGUGAAGCAAGGCCGUGAGCCUUUUAAUAAAAUUAACAAAGUCGAAAUAAUUAGGCCUUUAAGCUUGAGCGAAGGUGAUUUGAGAUUUACAAAUGAUAAUGAAACGGGAAGUUUAACUAUAAAAAAUAAAGUAUCAAAUAUUAGUAAUGCUGGAUUAUUGUUGUUACAACCAAGGCUGGAACGCGAGGGAAAGUUUAUGUUUAACGAUACCAGUGAUUCUGGUAAUACGUUACGAAAGAUAAAUGAGGAUAAAUUAGAUUAUUAUAUGCGAGCUGUGGAUAAUGUCUAUGAAACUGAGCCUGCUAAUUUAUCAAAUAUUAGUGCAAGUCUAGAAGAGCUCGAAGAACCUCUGCAUAAAAGAGUGUCUAAUUUGUCAGUAGCUUCGGGUAUUUAUGAAGAAAUUGUGGAGAAUCAUUAUGACAAUAAACUCAGUAUGGAUAAUUUACAUCUAUAUGAGAAUCUUAGUGACAUUAAACUUAAUUCUUAUAAUAAAAGCCGUAUACCACCACCACUACCUCCUCGAACACGGUGUGCUUCUGACUCUUCAAAAAAUGGAGUAUUAAGUGAUGAGGAAUUAUGUCACGAAGAAAAUUCAAAGUUAUUGACAUCAAACACACCAUUGACUGAUAUUAAUUUAGAAUCUUCACAAAAAAUUUUAAUGCCAGUUUAUACGACAUCUGAGCAUUCUGACUAUGUUCCAAUGUCACCAAGACCCAAAGAUUUUGCUGCAGAGCAAGAAAAAAAACAAUUAGUUUCUCAUGAAGAAGACAUUUAUAUGGUUAUGCGAUAA
Cotesia congregata is the source of this 1548-nucleotide messenger RNA. The record is from the annotation of a GenBank genome assembly. Lineage: Eukaryota; Metazoa; Arthropoda; Insecta; Hymenoptera; Braconidae.